AUGCCUUCCCAGGGGUACUCCAUGAAGCUGCCUGGUGAGGGGACAAGCAAAGCUGACCACGCACUGUGCUUAGCACAGCGCCUGGAACGUGGUGGGUGCUCACCAAAUAUAUCCCUUCUUUCCCUCCCUGCAGCCCUUCUGAGCCCUGACCUCAUAGUGAGUGGAGAGGUAAGAAGCUUCCCUCUUUCAUCUGCCUCUUCCACUAGCUUCCCUGAGAUUUGCCUGACCCUACCCCACCCUCCCAUCCCUGGUGCUAAGAAGGGGCACCCCGUGCUGUUUGCCUGCUACACAAGGCAGACUUCUGUGGCUCCUCGGGUCCAGUAUGGGAUGUAA
Molecule: messenger RNA, 333 nt
Organism: Pipistrellus nathusii (Nathusius's pipistrelle)
Lineage: Eukaryota; Metazoa; Chordata; Mammalia; Chiroptera; Vespertilionidae
Source: the annotation of a GenBank genome assembly